Messenger RNA from Acytostelium subglobosum LB1, 291 nucleotides. RefSeq lists its product as hypothetical. The transcript has a single exon. The record is from RefSeq and is a predicted model, not a curated record. NCBI's taxonomy places the organism in Eukaryota, Evosea, Eumycetozoa, Acytosteliales, Acytosteliaceae. The annotation marks the transcript as partial.
AUGCCAGAUGAAGAAUUGAUAUCAUUGUACUCACUGGGCAUUGCAGCACUCAUUGCAAUCUCAUUCCUCUCAUUGACGAUCAUUGUUGCAUUGCCCGCCCUGUUCAAACGUCCCAUCUAUUUGCGAUCACAGAACCGUGUGACACCUGAACAUCGAGUGCUCAUUGCUGAUUACUUCAUCUUUGCACUCCUGCCCAGUGUAGCAAUCUUUAUCAUUGGUUCAUCAAUCAUUCGAAUGGCAUCAUUUGGUAUUGACUAUUUUACAAUCGGAAUCUAUCCAUCAUUAUCAUCA